This is a messenger RNA of Dictyostelium discoideum AX4, 5040 nucleotides long. RefSeq lists its product as hypothetical. Bases 1 to 5040 code for a protein of 1679 amino acids. NCBI's taxonomy places the organism in Eukaryota, Evosea, Eumycetozoa, Dictyosteliales, Dictyosteliaceae. The record is from RefSeq and is a predicted model, not a curated record. The transcript is spliced from 2 exons.
AUGGACACUUUUGGAAAUAAGGAUAAUAAUAAUAAUAAUAAUAAUAAUAAUGAUAAUGAUAGCAACAAAGAUAUUGAUAAUACAAUUGAAUCAAAAUUAACAUUAACACCCUCUCCUUCAACUCCAGAAAAAAUAGUAUCAACAGUAACAACUGCAGUAGCCAAACCAAAAAAAGAAUUAAAGAAUUUAGUAUUAUACAAGCUAAUUGAUAUAAAUAGUGCAAAAUGUUAUUUUAAAUAUCAAAAUAUUAGAAAAGAUAUUGAAUUAUUUAUAAAUAAAGAUGAUGAGCCAUCAUUUAGAAUUCUACUUGAAAAUAAUGCCGAUAAUAAUAAUAAUAAUAAUAAUAAUAAUGAUAAUAAGUUUAUUAUUGAACAAAGUGCAACCACUCUAUUGAAAUCAUAUUUAAAGUUAGAAAAACCAAUAAAAGGAAAUAGUUAUGUUUAUAUCAAUGAUAAGAAAAUUGAUGAUUACUCUUUUGAUUUUCUUAUAUCUGCUACCAGUACCACCACUGCCACAACAACAACAACAAACACCACACCACAAUCUAGUAACAAAACAAUACCAUCUACACCAGUGUCAGUAUCAACCUCAACCGAAAAAGCUAAUCAACUCAAUUCUACACCAGGUAUUGAUCAAACUCCAUAUAGAGAAAUUAAUGAUCAUAAAUUAAUAAAAAAAGUUAUAAUUAAAGAAAAUACUCAAAAAGAAGUAGAAGUAGAAGAAGAGUAUCAAUUCAUUAAGAAAUCAUCACCAUCAUUGAAACAACAUAUUCAAAUUAAAGAAGAAGAAGAAGAAGAAGAAGAAAAAGAAUUAAUUAUAGAGAAUGCAAAAAUAAAACCAUCAGGUGUUGGUAGAUUCUUUCAUUUCGGAUGUGAAAGAUAUUUAUCAUUUUCAAGUAGACAAACUUAUAAAGAGAAUGAUCCAAUUAAAUCAAUUCAAAGUCCAAUUUCAUCUGUUCAACAGAAACUAAUUGAUGAUGGUUUCAUUUGGGAGGAUAAAGUUUUAAAGUAUUUACAAGAUGAAAAUGAUAUUAAAAAUCCUAAAUAUAGAAUAUUUAAACCUGAAAAUGGUCAAGCAGAUUUAUCAAUCUCUGAAACUAUUAGAAUUUUAAAAGAUGAAAAAGUAGAUUCAACCCCAUUCUAUAUGAUUCAAUCAACACUUGAACCACCAAAAUCAUUUAGAAGAAAUUUACCUGACUCAAUUAAAUUUUCAAUUUCAAAGCCUGAUUUCUUAUUAAUUUCAAAAAAGAGUACUUAUGACGAUGAUGGUGAUGGUAAUAAAUCAAAUACUACAACAGCAACAACAACAACAACAACAACAACAACAACAACAACGGCAACAAUUAGAGAAAUUGAAAUUCAAGAUGCAAAAUCAACAACAGUUAUUGCAUUCCAUCAAAAGAUUCAAUUAGCAUUCUAUUCAUUGUUAUUGAAUGACAUUAUUAAAGAAUUUGGUAUUAAAGAUUUAGUAGUGUCAGAUAGAGCUGGUAUUUAUUUAAAAGGUAAUUUUAAUGUUGAAUAUUUUUCAUUAAAGGAUUCAAUUAAAAUACUUGAAAGUUUUUUAUUUGGUGAUUCUAUUAAAAAGAGAUCAUAUCUUUUAGAUAUCCUUUCAACACCAAAAGAAAAAUCUCCUUGGAUUCUUAGUGAAAGAUGUGAUGGUUGUGAAUUUAUAAACUAUUGUACAAAUCAAUAUGAAAAUGAAAAAACUUUAAAUUCUUCUGUAAAUAUAAAAUCUUCAUCAUUAUUAAAUUUAAUUAAACAAGAAAAUGAAAAAGAAAAAGAAAAAGAAAAAGAAAAAGAAAAAGAAAAAGAAAAAGAAAAAGAAAAAGAAAAAGAAAAAGAAAAAGAAAAAGAAAAUGAAAAUGAAAAAACAAAUCAAUUAGAAUUUUUAAUGAAAAUCGAUAAAGAAUCAAUUAAAAAUUUAGCACAAAGAGUUGAUUUUAUUAAAUCUUUACCAAUGAUUGAAGCAUCACUAACUGAUAAAGUUGUACCAACUGGUUUAUUCGAUAUUAGAUUAUCUUCAUAUGAAGAUAUUCAAGUUUAUUUAGAAAUUAUACAUAAUCCAAUUAAUCAAUCAAUUUACCAAUGGGGUGUUUUAGUUGUUGAUAAUACUAUCACACCACCAUCACCAUCAUCAAAUAAAUUUGCAAAAGGAAAUGAUUUCAUUGAAUUGGUUAUGGGUUUAUCAGUGAUUUUCAACCAAUAUCAUAAAUCGAAAUUAUCAUUACAAUGUUAUAUAUUUGAUUCAUUCCAAAAAUCAUUAUUCUUUAAACAAUGUUUUAAAUUAUUAAAAGAUAUUAAUAAUAAUAAUAAUAACAUUAAUAAUAAUGAAAUUGAAUUACAUAAAGAAUCAAUUCUUUUAGUAUUAAGAACUUUAUUACAUAGUAAUGAAUGGAUUAAUUUAAAUAUUGGUCAUUUUCCACAAUGUAAUGUACCUUUAAAUUGGACAUUAUCAGAUAGACAAGAUGAAUAUUCUUUCUUGGUUAUUAAAGAUUUAAUUAAAACUUCAUUUGCUAUAAAUGUUAAACCAUUUUAUACAUUUAAUAAUAUUGUAAAGAAAUUAUUAUCACCUUCAUCAAAUGCUAAUGGUGAUGAAGAUGAUGAUGGUGAUGAAAUAUUUAAAUUAAUAAUUAAUAAUGAAGAUUGUUCAAAUAUUAUUGAAAAUAAAUUACAUAAACAAUUAGAAUUAAUUAAUUAUUUAAAAUUAGUUGUAUUUAAAGGUGAAGAUUUAAAAGAAGUAAAGAAAGCAAACCAAUUCUUAAUUAGAGACAAAUCAAUUUAUAAUGAUAAUAAAUUAUUAGCAAAAUUAUUUUAUUGUUAUCAAAAUGAAUGUAUUUCAUCAUAUAGAAAAUUAAAACAAAUUAGAUCAAAUCCAUUAGAAAUUAAUUUAUUGGAAGGAACAUUCUACAAAUUAAAACUAUUAUCAAUUGAAGCAAAUGGUGAAAAGAAAUUUAGAUUAACAUUUUCAACCGAUAUAAACAUUCAAAAUUAUCAAAGAUUUGAACAUAUCAUUGAUAAAUCAUUCUCAAGUUUUGCUUUAAUUCAAUUAUCAAACUAUAAACAUAUAUGGUCUUUAAAUGAAAUUUUAUCAACUUCUUCAGAUUUAAAAAAUCAAUUCAUUGAAUCAAUUCCAUCAAUUCAUUCACAUUAUAUCAUUAACAAAUCAAUUGAUUUAAUUUCAGUUUCAUUAGUUUUUGAUGUUUCUUCAAAUGUUAAAUUUUUAAACAAUAUUGGUGAAGAAUUUUUAUUUUUUGAAAAAUAUGAUAUUGGUUACUUUUCAAUGCAUAGAAGUUUAUUAAAAUCGUAUGAUGAAAUGAAUAAAUCAUCAAUAUUUUUAGAUAUAUUAAAUGACCCAAAGAAAUGGUGUACCGAGAAUAUUGAUAAUGAUUUUAAGAGAUUAACUGAUCAAGUGAUUGAAUCAUUUAAAGAUAUUAGUGGUAUUAAUCCAAAUACUAAAUUAGUGAUGACAACUUCUCAACAAUUAAUAUUCGAUUCAAUCAUUAAAAAGAGAAUGCAAUUAGUAAGAGGUCCACCAGGUACUGGUAAAACUCAUUUCUUAGCAUUGGUAGUAUUAAUAUUUAUGGAAUCAUUCAAGAGAAAAGAAAAACCAUUUAGAAUUGCUAUAACUUCAUUUACACAUAAUGCAAUCGAUAAUUUGCUAUUAAGAAUUUCAGCAUUAAAAAAAGAAUAUUCAAUUUCUGUUGGUCAAGAUAUUAAUUUCCCAUUAUUUAAAAAACAAUCAUCCAAAUUAACUGAUGAAUUCAAAGAUAAUGAUAUUAAAUUAUUCGAUAAAAAAGAUUUAACAAAUCGUAAUCAUCUUUGUGUUGGUGCUACAAGUUGGUCAUUAUCAACAUUGGAUUAUAAUGAUUUCGAUUUAUUAAUCAUUGAUGAAGCUUCUCAAUUAAGUAGUUUUAUUGGCUCUAUACCAUUCCAAAGAUUAAAUAAAGAAACUGGUAAAAUUAUAAUUUGUGGUGAUAAUAAACAAUUAGGUCCAGUUUUAAAUGACUCAUAUCCAAAUAGAAAAGAAUUAAAUUGUAAUCAAAAUCAAAAUCAAAAUCAAAAUAAUAAUAAUGAUAAUCCAAAAUUACAUAAAUCAGUUUUCUCUUGUAUUAAAUCUCAUCUAAUUGCAAAUAAUAUUAAAAAUCCAUAUUUAUCACUUUAUGAAAACUUUAGAAUGAAUAAUCAACUUUGUAAAUUCUCUCAAAAUCUUUAUGGUAAACUUUAUCAAUGCUUUAAAGAGAAUCAAGAAUCAAUAACACCUUUAUCAUUUGAUAAAGAUGAUUUAAAUAAUCAAUUGAUUGAAUCAAUUUUCAAUAAUGAUUUAUCAUGUCAUACAAUCCUAUUAGAUGAUUCACAAUUUGGUGAUAAAAUAUUAGAAGCCAACAUUGUUAAACAAAUUUAUAAAUUCUUAAGAAAAGAAUAUUCAAAAAGAUUAAUUAAUAAUAAUAAUAAUGAAGAAAUAAAUGAUGAACAAAUUAAAGAAGAUAAAUUUUGGAGAAAAGAUUUAAUACUUGGUGUAAUUACACCACUUCAUAUUCAAAGAAAUACAAUUAUUCCAAUGAUAAAUCGUGUACAAAUUAAUGAAUUAAAUCUUGAAGCAACUGUAAAACCAAUUGUAAAUACAGUUGAAGUUACACAAGGUAAAGAAUUUGAAAAUGUAAUUCUAUGUUAUAAUGGUUUUGAUGAUCUUAAUCGUAUCUCUGAAUUUAGUUUUGACCUUAAUCGUUUAAAUGUUGGUUUCACUCGUUCAAAGAAAAGAUUCAUCUUAAUAGUUUCCUCAAAAUUAUUCUUCCCUGAUGAAUCAAUCUUUGAUAACAAAAGAAUGUCUUUAGCUUAUAAUCAUUUAAUUAAAUAUAUUGAAUAUUCAAAAAUUCAUCAAUUUUAUUCCUCACAAAUUAAAAAUGAUAAUAAUAUUAUUAAAAUUAAUAAUAAUAAUAAUAAUAAUAAUAAUAAUAAUAAUAAUAAUAAUAAUAAUAAUAUAAAUGACAAUAAUUUAAUCGAUAAAUUUAAUAACAGUUUGGUGUUCGAGGAUAAAAAAUGA